UCCAUCUGUUGUCUCUGGAGCUAGAGGGGAACCUUUUCCAUGACGGCAACAUGUCCCCUUUGACCUUCAAGCCACUGAGGAGCGUCCAGUACCUGCGCUUGGACACGAACAGCUUCCGCUCCCUCCCCCUCGGCCUGCCCCGCUCCCUACAGGAGCUGAGGAUGCGUGAUAACCAGUUACAGGAGGUACCAGAGGGGGUUCUGAGUGAAUUGGCCAAACUGAGAGUUUUAGACCUUAGUCACAACCUGCUGCAUGAGGGCAGCAUCUCAAACCGGGCCUGGGUCAAACUAACUUCUCUUGAAGCCUUGGACCUCUCUCAUAACAGCCUCACCUCAGUCCCCCUCUACCUACCUCGCCCUCUGCGUCAGCUGACCCUGCAACACAACUCAAUUGGUCGAAUCCCUGCGUAUGUCUUUGGCCACCUGCGCCCCGGCCUAGAGUCCCUCCGUCUAUCCCACAAUGCACUAGGGGACGAAGGAGUGCAAGGAGUUUCUUUUGUGGGCAUGUACCGGUCGCUUGUUGAGCUCCUAUUGGACAAUAACCGUCUGGGGGCGGUGCCUCGCAGCGUGUGGCAGUUUAGGAACCUGCAGGUGCUGAGGCUCGACUACAACCAAAUCAGGUCUGUGGCGGUGGGGUCGGUGUGUCACUCUCGUGUGGCGGUGCRUUCGGCCCUGGCCUCUCUCCACCUGGAGAACAACCUUAUAGAGGAAGAGAUCCCCUCCACUACCUUCAACUGUAUUCAACACCCUAGUGGUGUGGUCACACAGCCCCAGGAACACAUACACGAGGUGUAGACCAGCGUCUCCGUUUACAGAUGUUCCACUGAACCAUCGUUAAACCUCCCUAUUUCCUCACCUCCUUUUCUUCACUAGUCACCUAUGUCGUCUAGUCAUGUAUGUAAACUCGUGUUUGUGAUGUCGAUGAUGAUGAUGGUGAUGAUGAUAAAGAUAGUAAUUUGUAUCAGUUCUGUUGUGUUACCUUACUCUAACAGAAAUGAAACUACUGAUGUCUGUGUAUGAUAAUGCUCUAGCGGUUGAGAGAGAAUAUUAAAUAACAGCUAUUCCAA
Molecule: messenger RNA, 1066 nt
Organism: Salvelinus sp. IW2-2015
Lineage: Eukaryota; Metazoa; Chordata; Actinopteri; Salmoniformes; Salmonidae
Source: RefSeq, a predicted model, not a curated record